Molecule: messenger RNA, 929 nt
Organism: Populus nigra (black poplar)
Lineage: Eukaryota; Viridiplantae; Streptophyta; Magnoliopsida; Malpighiales; Salicaceae
Exons: 3
Coding region: 65-832 (255 amino acids)
Source: RefSeq, a predicted model, not a curated record
AAGAACAAUCCCGCCUAGAAAACUUGGGAAGACAUUUCCACACCACAGAAACAUCUCAACAAGAAUGGCAACAAUUCUCAAGUUUCUCCCCAUCUCAUCAUCAUUAUCCAUUUUACCAAGUUCCUAUGUCCUUUCAUCGAUCCACAGCAAAUCAUCAAUCAACUUUUCAUCUUUGUCUAAGAGAGCUCAUCAUCCUCUAGUCUCUACGAUAUUUAAACAAGACACUACUAGAAAAUAUUCCACUUCCUUUCGCAUAUCUUAUAGAUAUUACAACGUGGAAGAUGAUGGUGAGGAGAAUUGUAGCUUUGAAGAAGCAGCUGCCCUUUUCAACAAGAGGGAAUACUAUAAGUGCCAUGAUGUUCUUGAAGCUUUGUGGAUUAAAGCAGAAGAGCCCACUAGGACUCUUUACCAUGGGAUUCUUCAGUGUGCUGUUGGAUUCCAUCACCUCUUCAACCAGAAUCAUAAAGGAGCAAUGAUGGAGUUGGGAGAGGGACUGUGUAAGCUGAAAAGGAUGGAUUUUGAGAGUGGACCUUUUCAUCAGUUUGAGCAGGAGAUUUCUGCAGCCCUUGAUUUUAUUUACCUCACUCAGAUUGAGCUAGCUGCUUGUGGAGAUGAUCUAUGUUUGGCAAUGUAUCAAUCAGAGAGAUCAUACCAACUUCUUGGAGCCUAUGCUGCUGGGCAACAUUUGUACAGGCUGCAAAACAACCCUAAUGAUGGUACAUACAUAGUUUUCCGUCCUCAGAUCAGUUCUUAUUCUGGUGAGCCACAAAAAGUAAAGCUUCCAACCCUUAAUGCAGCAGACGAUCAUCUUAUAGCCUACGAAUUUAAGUGAGUUUAUGUAGGCAAUGAUUUCUAUACUUGUAAAUAAUAUUCUAUUGAAUUGUGCAGGAAAAUUCAAACUACAAUGAUUUUUAGCCAUUUUAUGUUAA